Messenger RNA from Trichoderma citrinoviride, 672 nucleotides. RefSeq lists its product as hypothetical. Lineage: Eukaryota; Fungi; Ascomycota; Sordariomycetes; Hypocreales; Hypocreaceae. The transcript has a single exon. The record is from RefSeq and is a predicted model, not a curated record. Bases 1 to 672 code for a protein of 223 amino acids.
AUGGUCCCCAACGAGCACGCCGCAGCCCAAGGGGACGACGAAGAAGGACAAACCCCAGAGGACAUCGUCGCCGCCCUCCACGCCCUGAUCAGGAACGCAGACGACCCGGACGACUUCCUCGCCAAACAAGUCGACAUCACCGCCCUCGUCCUCCGCCUCAAGCACCUCCAGGACCGCCAGCCCCCCAGAGUGUCCUUUUCGCCCGCCGUGGCAGCGUCGCGCCGCACGCGCCUCGAAGCAGCGCUCGAGCUCCUCCUCGCAGACACCUGCGCCAUUCCGCCCCUGAAGUGGGCGGCUUACCGAAGAAGGCUCGUCAAGUUCAGCGAGAGCGAGACCGUGUCCGAAAUGUCCUUUGCGCAGCGUCUCUGCAAGGUCACUGAGAUUGUCUACAUGCCUGAGGAGCUGGACGCGCUUUCGAAAGAGGACUUUAAGAGGCUGCAGGGCGUGGUGAGGAUCUGCGCUACGGCGGCGCAGGCGUUGACCGUGGAGGGGGAGGAGAGCAUGGAUGGGCUGGGGGAGAGGUGGGUGCAGGCCAAGGCGAGGGAUCUGGAGUUUUUCAGGACAAUGUUUGCUUCCGUGAGGGGCACGUUCAAGGCCUCUGUGGGGGAGGGGGAGGAUGUUGAGAUGCCGUGGGAGAGGAAGAGUGAGCCUCAGGGUGGUGCUGGUCAGUGA